Molecule: messenger RNA, 3440 nt
Organism: Lethenteron reissneri (Far Eastern brook lamprey)
Lineage: Eukaryota; Metazoa; Chordata; Hyperoartia; Petromyzontiformes; Petromyzontidae
Gene: CTDP1
Product: CTD phosphatase subunit 1
Cellular component (GO): nucleus
Molecular function (GO): RNA polymerase II CTD heptapeptide repeat phosphatase activity
Source: RefSeq, a predicted model, not a curated record
AUGGCAGAGGCCGGCGUUGUUCGAGUGCCCGGUACGCUUCGUGCUGUGCGCCUCUUGGAGUGGAAAGUGGCUCCCGGCUCGGCCGUACGCAUGGGUUCGGUGGUGGCGCAUGUGGCGGCGGUGGAGGACAGCGGCGGUGGUGGCGGCAGGGACGAGGAAGACGCGGCGACGGUGGCGCCCGAGGCGGACGAGGCGAAGGAUGAGCAGGCCGCGACCACGGUCUCGCCUGGGCGCUCUGCCCGCGAGGUGAAGCUGAAGGCGAGCAGCGCUGGCGUCGUCGUGCGCCUCUGCUGCGCGCCCGGACAAAUAGUGGCCUCGGGAGGAGAGCUGCUGCGGCUGGAGGCUUGUCGCCAUCCCAUUGUGAUGAAGGGACUCUGUGCCGAGUGUGGACAGGACCUCAGGAGGUUGGCGAAGGCAGGCGGACAGACGCAGGUUUCGAGUUCCGCAGCCAACAUCUCUAUGGUUCACAGCGUGCCCGAGCUCAUGGUCACAUCCGAGCAAGCCGAGAGCCUGGGACGUGAGGAUCAGCAGCGGCUGUUGCGGAGCCGCAAGCUGGUGCUCAUGGUAGAUUUGGACCAGACGCUCAUCCACACGACGGAGCAGAGCUACCCGCACAUGAGCAGCAAGGGAAUCUUCCACUUCCAGCUUGGCCAGGGUCAGCCGAUGCUGCACACGCGACUGCGGCCCCACUGCCGCUCCUUCCUGCAGAAGAUCGCCGAGCUCUACGAGCUACACGUCUUCACCUUUGGCAGCCGCCUCUACGCACACACCAUCGCUGGGUUUUUGGAUCCGGAGAAGAAGCUUUUUUCGCACAGAAUCCUUUCCCGAGACGAGUGCAUAGAUCCCUACUGCAAAACCGGCAACCUCAAAAACCUUUUUCCGUGCGGUGACUCGAUGGUGUGCAUCAUCGAUGACCGCGAAGAUGUGUGGAGGUCGGCACCCAAUCUGAUUGCCGUGCGGAAGUACGUUUACUUCCAGGGCACCGGCGACAUCAACGCCCCGCCUGGCUCGCGCGAGGCUCAGCGCAGGGGAAAUAACGUUGCCAAGGUUACCCCGGAGAGUUCUUCUCAGGCAUCGGCAGAGUCGCCUAACGCGGUUUCCUCGCGCGGCCCUGCGGAACGCGCCCCGGAGCGGGUCGCCAAAUGCCCCCCGGCCGCCGAAACCGACGGUUCGGGAAAAGCGACGGCGGUGGCGGCGGUGGACUCGCGGCUCAAACCCGCGGCGGACAAGGCCCCGGCUGCUCCGACCAACAACGGCACGGGCCGGUGCGGCAGUGCGAAGGACGCCACGUUCAGGGACGGCGCCAAGGAACCGGUGACGGCCGUAUCGACGGUGACGGACGACGGCACCGCGGCAGCUUCGUUGAAGGAGGAGGAAUCGAGAGCGGGCGCGGACGUGGCGGACGUGGGAGCCGAGCCCAAGCAGAACAACGAGAAACGGGGCGACGCGGGCAGCGGCGCGCAGGCCGACCUGGACUUUGAUUUGUCGAGCGACAGCGACUCUCCAUCGUCGCCCUCCGCCGCGCUGAAGGAAGAGGGCGAGGCGGUGGCUCCCCCGACGUCCGGCGGAGGCGACGACGAUGUGAGGACAUUGAAGGCCGACGUGAAGGCGGAUGUGAAGGCGGACGCGAAGGCGGACGCUGUGCGCUUGGACGCGGAGAUGGCGGCACCGCUGUGCGGCGGCGUCCGGAGCGGGCGUGACGCCACCAAGGAGGAGGAGGCGGGGGGCAGGGAGGAGCGCCUGGGCGAAGCCGCGGGGCCUUGUGUUCUGGCGUGCGAGCCCGAGGUGGUGGGUGAGAACGGUGGCGGCGGUGGCGGCGGUGGUGCCGGUGGCGGCGUCGAGACGCGACACGACACCGUGGACAUCGCGUCGCAGAACACGGAGCAGUCGGGCAUCACCGAGGGGGAGUCCUUUGAGCCUGAAUUCGACGUUGAGGAGGAGGAGGGGAAGGCCCACGAGGGCGCGGCGGUGGUGGUGGUGGACGCCGCCGCCGCUGAGGUGGACGAUAAGGAGGAGGACGACUACCUGCUGCACCUGGAGGAGGUGCUGUCGCGCGUGCACGCGAUGUUCUACGUGCAGCAGGACCGCUGGCAGCAGCAGCAGCAGGGGGGGGGGCGGCAGGGAGAGAGCGAACCGGCGGGGGCGGUGGUCGAGCCGGAUUUGCGCUCCGUCGUGCCGGAGCUACGCCGCUCCGUGCUGCGUGGGGUCGUCGUCGUCUUCAGUGGAGUGUUUCCGACGAACUGCCCGGCGGACCGCACGCGCGAAUACCGGGUGGCCUCUGCGCUGGGAGCCAUCGUCAGUUCCAGCCUGGUGCUGGAUGCCAGCGGCGCUCAGUGCGCCACCACGCAUCUCGUCGCUGCUAAGGCCGGCACGGACAAGGUGCGGCGAGCGCUCGAGUCGCGGCGCGUCCGUGUGGUGACGCCCGAUUGGCUGUGGGCCUGCGCCGAUCGCUGGGACCACGUCGAGGAGUGCCUCUUCACACUCACCGAGGGGUACACGCGCACGCACAGGAGCAGCAGCCCAGCGACGUACACGGAGGCGGGCGCCAGUGACGGCACCCGCCACGCUCUGCUGCAUCCCACCCCCAUGCACCCGCGGGGCAGCACGGCGCCGGCGCCACCCGAGGCGCGCGUGUACGACCCCGUCACGGGGCGCCUGCUGAGGAAGGGCAGCGUCCAGUCGUGCGCGCCAGGAGCCAGCAGCUGGCAAGGGCAGCAGCAGCAGCAGCAGCGGAAGGAGCGGCAGGAGCGGCAGGAACGGCAACUGCUGCAGCAGAAGCAGCAACAGCAACAGCUGCAGGUGCCCAGUAUAACGCCGGCGCCUGCCGGGGGCCUGGGGCAUGACGACCAUUCGCCUUUCAGGUGCCUGAGCCAGCAGCAAGUGAGGGAUGCUCCUGAGGGGAGUCGGAGGCAGAGGCAGCCCAGCAUGUCGGAGGCCCUGCCGCUCUACACCCUGUCCAAGGACGACCUGGACAGCAUGGACAAGGAAGUGGAUGACAUCCUUGGGGAGGAGAGCGACGGGGAGGAGGAGCAGGAGGAAGAGGUGGAGGAGGAAGAAGAGGAGGAGACGGCGGAGAAGGCGGAGGUUGCUGGAGGGAGCUCUGCCCGCAGCGGUGCCCCCUCUGUGUCCGAGAUGGAGGUGGAGCGGGGGGCCGGAGGCAGGGCCCCCCCGCAAAGCAAGGAGGAGCUGGGGACGCUCAUCGAAAGGCCCCCUUCGUCAUCGAGCGGCGGCAGCCUUGAAGGCAGCGUCCCGCGAGGACACAAGCGCAGGAGAGACGAGAGCGAGGAGGAGGAGGAAGAAGAGGAGCCAGAGGGAAGCAGCUCGGAGGCAGACGAGAUGGCAGCUGCGCUCGAUGCUGAGCUUGAUAACUUCAUGUGACGUCCCUUGUACUUGGGCGCGUCACCCACGCGUGUGCGAGGGUGAAGAUGCGGGGACACGCA